UCUUCUAGCAGACUUCUCAUCCCAUCACAUGUGGUUAUUGCAUGCUAUGAAUUACACACUGGAGCAGAACACUCGGUGUGACCCUUAAAGCAGACCCUUAAAUGGAGUUACACUAAGUCCAGCACGCCUAUGCACCUCCACCUCUUCACCUGCAGGAAACCUCAAAGCCGGUCAGUUGGAGCUGCAGAUCCUGACCCAGUAUUCUCCAAUGCAGAGUGAAACAGCAAGAUGAGGUGUCUCCAACCUGCCAUCUGAUGUGGAAGGCUCAAGCACUAACUUGCUUCUUACAAUAGAGCUGCCUGCAGUUUCAAGCAGCAAGCACCUUUUGCAAGGAGACAUCUGUGAUGUUCCUAUAUUAAUGUAUAUAUGACCCUGACAGCUGGCCAAGAAACCAGGCAGCUGGCGUGGGGAUGUCUAGUCCUGGGAGAGGAUGCCCAGAUCAGUUGACUCUUCAGGCUUACUGGCAAUAUGGAGAUCUGAUGAGGAGACCUCUGGGAGAGCUAACUCUGACAGUUCCUCAUCAUUUGAGAUUGCAGACCUAAGCCUCAAGAUACAACCCUGCAGACUCUCAAGAGCCAACAAGUAAAUCAAACAAAAUGGAUAAAAAUGAUACCAAGUUGGAUAGUGCAACCCUGGACAUGCUUAAGAACCAAGGCAUCAUGAUCACUUUGCCAGUAGUGUACUCGCUGAUAGCCAUCAUCAGCAUUCCAGGAAACAUUUUCUCCCUCUGGAUUCUCUUCUUUCACAUCAAGCCCAGAACAACAUCAGUCAUCUUCAUGAUUAAUCUUAGUGUUACAGACCUUGCACUGGUUUCAUGUUUUCCCUUCCAGAUUAUAUAUCACAGUCAUAAGAACCACUGGUCUUUCAGCAAGAACCUGUGUAGCUUUGUCACAGUGAUGUUUUAUGCAAAUAUGUAUUGCUCCAUAAUUACUAUGACCUAUAUCAGUUUUGACCGCUACUUGGGAGUGGUAUAUCCAAUGACAUCCAAAAAAUGGAGAAGAAAGAGAUAUGCAAUUUCAAGCUGCUUUGGGAUGUGGUGUCUUGUACUAUUAGCCCUGUGGCCCUUAGCAGCAACAGACCUGACUUAUGAAGUGAAAGAACUGAACAUUACAACAUGUUUUGAUGUCCUCAAGUGGGAUAUGCUUCCCAAUAAGAUGGCAUGGGCAGCUUUCCUUUUACUGCCCUUCUUCUUCUUCUUCUUGGUCCCAUUCACAGUGACAGUAGCCUGCUAUAUUGGCAUUAUUCGGAAGCUGAUCCAGGCUUCUCACAAAUAUGGCAACGGGCAGAAGACCCGGUCAAUCUACUUAGCUGUGAUAGUCCUCUUAGUUUUCAUCAUUUGUUUUGCUCCCAACAACUUUAUCCUGCUGGUGCACAUGGUUAGCCGUCUCAAUGGCUCGGAGGGCUACUACCACAUUUACAAACUCACCUUAUGCCUCAGUUGCUUCAACAACUGCAUAGAUCCAUUCAUUUACUACUUUGCAUCCAAAGAGUUUUAUCAGAAGUUCAAGCAGGUGAUAGGCCAGAAGGUGCCUCUGAUUGACAGCUGGGAGAGUAGAAGAGAAAGCUUGUUCUCUGCUAGGACAAUGUCAGCAAGAUCAAUGUCGAGUGGACAUGUGGAAGGGAUGAACUCACCUAAAGUAUGUUUGCAAAGACAUGAAAGUGUGUUUUAAUGCUGGUGUUCAAGUGGGAAGAGAUAGCAUGCUGGGGUGUCGAAACUAUGAUAUGACGACUACAUCAAGGGAUAAGUAAUAUACAUUAUGAGGCAUUGGAGCAGAAUUCAACAUAGGGUUGCUGGUUUUUAUGACAGCCCAAAUAUAUAAUAAUGUUCUGCCCUAAGGAACCAUAUAUGAAAAAAGCAUUCAUUUAUUUGCUUAAAUUAAAUAAACAUUUAACAUUGACCAAUUUCAUCUCUCUUUCUUGCUCAUAGCAGUCAACUCAAGUCAUCUGUCUUUUAACCUGUUCGGCUUCAACAUAUUGUGGUUACAGUAUAGAGGAAUAUAUACUUUAUUGAGCUCUUAACUUCCCUUUCAAAUGAUUGUUUUGAGCAACAUUAAGCUUGAAGUUCUUUUGACCAAAUUUUAUAAACCAUUAAAAGGAAAUUAAAAUCAAUUACUGAAAUGUAAAAGCUAGGUUGGAAAAUAUUUUCCAUAUGAAUAAUUCAAGAGAAAUUGAACCUGUGUGUGUAUUAUACAGAAGUGCAACCAUUCAAUGCUUUGUAGUAAGCUAGUGCAAAUGUUAUUGAUCUUUGGUGGUGAUGUAAACAAAAAUAUUAAGAUAUGUUGGACUGCAUUACAUGGGAUUUAAACUGAGAUAUUUACUUUUUGUAUUAAGGAUUUGAUUGAUUGCUUUACUUGGAAUUAAAGGUGUGGUUCUCCUGAAAAAUGUUUCAAUCUUCCCAGAAACCUUCUGAUUGAUCAAUCAAAAUGAAUAGAGCUAGAAACUGGAAAAAUGAGUCUCCUCCAACACAUAAUUCAUGAAUGUAUAAAAUGUGAAUAUGAGCUGAAAUUAUUCCUAAAGCUAAUUUUAUAAGAUAUUAAAGCCAUUCAUAAAAUGCUUAAUCUAAUGGAGAAUAUUUUAUAAGUUUUCAGUUCUAUAAGUGUACAAUGUUGGGAUUUUCUUUUGUGUUUGCUUUCUUAAUGGUAUGGUGUGUGUUUUUUCCUAUUAAAAAAAGUCCACUAUAGUGAAAAAAGUUGUUAUGGAUAUCAGUGUAAGUCCUAAUCCCUAAGGUUUAUGUAUGGGAAAUGCCCGGAAAAAAUAGGCUGCAUUCCUGUACUUCCUUGGAAGAAAGCUCCAACAAAUGCAAUGAUACUUACUUCUCAGUAGGCAGACACCUAUAGGGUUGCACUUUAUUAUUGUGAACCAAUUAUUAAAAGGAAAAAGUUUGCUUGCUUUUUAGUGAAUCAUGUAUAUAAAGAACAGAAUGUGUUUUGUAAAAAAUAAAGUAUCUCAAAAAUUUA
Messenger RNA from Rhineura floridana, 2957 nucleotides. RefSeq names its product P2Y purinoceptor 8-like. The transcript is spliced from 5 exons. Gene Ontology annotation, molecular function: G protein-coupled receptor activity. The coding region runs from base 597 to 1670 and encodes 357 amino acids. Gene Ontology annotation, cellular component: membrane. The record is from RefSeq and is a predicted model, not a curated record. Gene Ontology annotation, biological process: phospholipase C-activating G protein-coupled receptor signaling pathway; positive regulation of Rho protein signal transduction. Lineage: Eukaryota; Metazoa; Chordata; Lepidosauria; Squamata; Rhineuridae.